Messenger RNA from Larimichthys crocea (large yellow croaker), 4560 nucleotides. RefSeq names its product zinc finger and BTB domain containing 33 (gene zbtb33). The transcript has 2 exons. The record is from RefSeq and is a predicted model, not a curated record. NCBI's taxonomy places the organism in Eukaryota, Metazoa, Chordata, Actinopteri, Sciaenidae. Gene Ontology annotation, biological process: regulation of transcription by RNA polymerase II. Gene Ontology annotation, molecular function: protein binding; RNA polymerase II cis-regulatory region sequence-specific DNA binding; DNA-binding transcription factor activity, RNA polymerase II-specific. The coding region runs from base 153 to 2339 and encodes 728 amino acids.
CCUGGUGGGUGUGGACUUUUAACCGACCAACAACACAUCGAUACAGCAGCGUGGCAUGCUUUGUGCUCUGCAACAACAUCAGUGCUCUCUAUAAAGUAACACACGGUAUUUUUUAUGUCUUUGUAGCGACAGAGACGCGCCACAGCUCAGGGAUGUCUUCUUCUGCUUUUAAUCUGAAAAUGUACCCGGUGACCAAGAAAGUCGAGGAGUUGCUUGCAAAGGAGUUAUUUUUCACAGAGUUGAACACGACCGCGACGUGCCUCAUCUGCAGGCAGAAAGUGCUGUAUAGGGUGUUCAACAUGAAGAGACAUUACACCAUUAAACACGCGGAGCAGUAUAGUAAAUAUAAAGAAGAGGAGAGGAAGGUGGUGUCCAAUCGGCUUCAUGCAGACUUUAACUACAACAAAGGGAGUACAGGAGAGCCCGAGUUGAAAGAAGAACCCAAACCUGCCCAGAUCACCACAGUCAUGCCAAGUCUAAAGCUGAUAUCUGCGACCGACACGCAGUACUCGGCAGCCGUGCUGAAGUCGAUGAACGAGCAGCGAAAUCAUGGAUUAUUUUGUGACGUCACCAUCAUCAUACAGGACAAAAAGUUCCGAGCUCACAAAACAGUCCUGUCUGCCUCGAGUACAUAUUUCCACCAGCUCUUCAGCGUCGCCGGACAAGUGAUCGAGUUAAACUUCAUCAGAGCCGAAAUCUUUGAGGAGAUUCUCAAUUACAUUUACAGCUCCAAGAUUGUCCGCGUCCGCUCCGACAUGCUCGAGGAGCUCAUAAAUGCUGGACAGAUACUGGGAGUUAAGUUCAUUGCAAACUUGGGGUUACCGUUAUCGCAAGUUAAAGGUCUGCCUGGUUUGUCUAAAGAGUCUGAAAACAAAAAUGACACAGAGUCCACAGAGAUGAUGCCGAUCAUCACAGAGUCCUUCUCGAUAUCUGCGGAGGAGUUCAAUCAGACGAGCAAAUCUGCAGGUAACGACGAGGAUUCAGACAGUGAUGUGAUGUUUGUCUCUCAAACAGACGCUCAGACCAAACAGAAAGCCAGCGGAGGUGAAGUCAUUGAUUUGGAUUCAGCCGAUUCCGAAAAUGUAGCGUCAAAGCAAAGUGAAAAGUCAGAUCAGGCUGUUGAAAAACACACCCAAACCACCAUAAGAGCAUCUGCUGUAAAGCCCGCAAGCAUCACUUGUCCAAACCCCGGUUUGCCAAACAGCAGCCCUCUGCACAGCCCGGACAGUAGCUCCAAUAACUCUUCGUCUUCCCCUGCCAGAGUUUCCUCAGGAAGCGCUCCCGCUACUCCAGCCAGGUCAAGCAGUUUUACACCUGAGCCAUCGAGUGCCUCUCAGUCCUCUGAAAACAACGAUUUAAUGGGAGUCCACAAGAAGCAUGUCUCGACUUCGACUCAAAAAGGGGAUUUCAAAAUAAGGCUCAUGGACGUGUCUGACGGCGCGGCUAAUAAGACUAACAUUCCCAAAUCAACUACAACAGCAAAAAAGACAGUGACGCUCAAUACAGCCACAGAGAUUGAUUCAAUUUCAUCAGGAUGUAAAGUGUAUGCCAAUAUCGGAGAAAAUACGUAUGAUAUUGUCCCAGUGAAGGAAGAUCCAGGUGAAGGCGGCUCUAAAGCCAAUAAAGGGAAGAGGUCUUUAAUGGCAACGCCUUUGAAAACUCUGGAUAAAACACCCACGUCACCGAAGGUCAGCCCCAACAAGAAGAGGACCAAAACCGAGCUCGAGGAUCACUACGAGCUGAUCAUGGACGGAAAGACUUUCUAUGUGUGCAUCGUCUGCAAGCGACCAUACGUCUGCCUGACAAGUCUCCGCCGCCACUUCAACACACACUCGUGGGAAAAGAAGUACCCGUGUCGCUACUGCAACAAGGUCUUUGCUCUGGCCGAGUACCGAACUAAACACGAAAUCCACCACACAGGAGAGCGGAGGUACCAGUGCUUGCUGUGCAAUGAAAUGUUCAUUAACUACCAGCUACUGUCCACCCACUGCAAACAAGCCCACAACCAGGACCCCAGUGGGAGGAAAGAGAAGGACGACGCCGACAACAACUUGUACCGGCUGCUGCCGUGUAAAUCGGUGCAGAUGAAGCCAUACUCGUGGACUACAGGCGGACCGGGCGUCCCUGUCAUAUCUGAGGACGGCAGCGUGCAUCACAUAACCAGCGUCGGCGAAGAAGUCCACUCUUCCACUCAGACCAGGAUGUUGAACUGGGAUGACAUCUUUGUCGAGCCCGACGCUCACAUUCCUCCCGACGGUCACACCCGGCCGGAGUCGACCAUGAACACUCCUCCACAGGCAGCCACAGAGUUUGACUUUGUUAUACCAGAGACAUACUGAGCAAGCACCCGCUGCUCCAUUUACUUGUGCCUUUUAGGUGCCCCCACCCCCUUUUUUCCUCUUCAGUUCCACGGCAACAAUAUUCGUCUGUAAUUCUUGAUAGUGUUAGCGUAAGGUACGGUCACGUUAGCCUUUCAGUUUAACAAACAUUUUUAGGUGUAAUGUGUUAAACGCGAUGAUGAUGUCAGAGAUGAUCAUGGUGAACUCUUUUGAUUGCAACAGAAUAGGAAGCGACUGCUUGAAUCUGUCCGUCGUGCCGGCUUCAGUCCACAUGAAAGGGAGACGGGGCGAUUAGUGACAGGACAGUAGUGUAUAAUGUGACCACACCUUGACUCAUGUUACUCUGCUUGUGUAAUAGCCUUGAUCUUUCAUAUCAUUGCAAUCAAUGAUUUAAAAACUAGGGAUGGGAAUUCAAAUAACUACAAACAAGUUUUUACCGACACAGGUGCCAUUAUCGCUUCCAUUCUUUAUCGAUUCUCUUUAUUGAUUCAGAGGAAAAACGGAGGCGACAACACAACCUUUUUAUCAUCUCCGAGUCUGGACACACUGAAUGCUGUGUCAUCAACUGAAGGAGAUGAAAUGAGAGAAUAUUUGUACAGCAUUCAAUUUUAUUUUGGCACUAAUGUUAUUAUAACAUUGGAUAUUUACCCUUCAGCAGUGGCACUUGUGUGUUGAGUGUCAAAUAAAUUACAGUGUAAUCCACGUUGUGAAGAAGGCACAACUAGCAUCUUUCUUUCUCCUCUCCGCCAUUUCUUCUCUUUGUUGCAAGUUUCCAGUACUGUAGAUGCACAACGCUAUUGUUUUGCAAUUUGCACAGUCUGGUAAAAAACAGGUUGGCAUCAAUAAAAAGGGUUUGAUGAGCUUGGAGGCAAACAAUCUGGAUAAACUGGAUAAUUUGGAAGCCCAUCCCUAAUAAAAACAGGAGUGGUUCACGACAUUUAGUUUCUAUGGGUAGUAUAAAUUUCUUUCAACAAACAAAAUCUGUAAUAAAAGGUGAAAAUCAUGUGUGUUCAACCUUUCACUGUAUGAGUCAACCUCUAGUUGUUCCAGGCUCAGAUUCAUGCUUUUUAGUCUUCAGCCUCAAAUCAUGUAUCAGCCGAAGGAUUUCAGCUCAAAGAUCUGAAGCACAAAGACAUUUGAACGGUGCUCUGGUUUUUAACCUCAGGCCAUGUCGUCUGAAUCCAUUAAUGACUUUAAACAGCCCACUGAGCUUCAUUUCAUUAAAUUGAAAUGGGGUUACCUAUUUAAGAAUGUGAAACCUCAGCUGAUGGUUUUAUGUUUAACCAGGAUGGCGUCCCAUUUUUAAAAUAAAACGGGGUUGUGUUGUGUCAUUUUAAAUGCAGCGAUCAUGAAUAGUGAGGAGUUUUGUGGACUGACCAUUCCUGUUUUUUCUUUGAGAUUUAUUUUAUUUCUGUUCAAGAGAAUGUUCAUUUGAAUCUGAAAUAUAUUUUUUCAUGAUUGUUGGUGAUCCCACAUGUGUUGGGUAUUGUGGCAGGGAAGAUAUACAAUUUGUCAGCGCUUUGGGGGGUGGGGUGGCUCUGAUUUACUGUCCAUUAAAUACCUGUUUUAUUUCAACGCACCUGUACAUUUGAUUGUUAUUUCUUCUAUGACAUAUUAUUUUAAUGCCAAAAUCUACAAGCUACAUAGCAUAGUGUAGAGAUUUUGCAUGUGCUGAUAAAGACUGGGGACUAUUUCAGUCCGUUCACAUAGCACUUAGCGUUGGGUCUUUUUGUAACUUUUAUUUUUUUUUCAUUCCAUUUUUUUCCGUUUCCUGUCAAAAUGUAGUGAUUGGUCAGUAUGAGUGAAAACGUAGUGCUAACAUGGAAGUCUAUCAUACAAUAAAAUCAUGCAUUUUUUUAAAUUAACAGAUUGGUGAUGUACAGUGUAUAUUUGUUUUAAUCCCUGUUUUUUACUGUUUCAGAUGUAUUUAUUAGGAUCAUAGCAGUAGACAAAAUGAUUAAUGUUGGCAUUGUACAAAUUGUCCCUGUUCUGUCAGUUAGCGAUGAAGGUUCCCAGAUGGUAAAUAAAUUAUUCUUUUACAAUUUUAACCUUAAAUUGUCUUGCACUAUCAGCUUUUUAAACAUCUGUCUCUCCUCUUCUUCUCUAGCCUUUCAAAAUGAACACAACUAAAACCGUGAAAUUCACUUUCUCUUUCAAAAUCAUGAGCAUACACCUGUACCAUCCGAUGUGACAGCUCUGCAAUAAAAUCUACUUUUACAAA